Molecule: messenger RNA, 432 nt
Organism: Candidula unifasciata
Lineage: Eukaryota; Metazoa; Mollusca; Gastropoda; Stylommatophora; Geomitridae
Source: the annotation of a GenBank genome assembly
AUGGCUCACCUGGUAGCGAUCUUGGGCGACACCGUGGAGGGGAAAGAUGGUGCUCGUGUGGGUGUGAGCUCACUGGCAGACAACGAUUUGUUGGGUCUGUACUUUUCUGCCCAUUGGUGUCCACCAUGCCGCAACUUCACCCCCGUGUUGGUCGAGUGCUACAAGUCAGUGACAGCGGCGGGGAAGAAGUGGCAAAUCGUAUUCAUCAGCUUUGACAGAGACAUCACCUCCUGCAAGGAUUAUUACAAUACAAUGCCUUGGCUACUUCUGCCGUUCGACAGUGACCUUAAGGAGCAGCUGUCGGAAACAUACGGUGUCAGGGGCAUCCCAGCUCUGAUCUUCAUAGACCCGAAGACUGGGAAACUGAUCACUGCAAACGGUAGGCAAGCUGUGGAGCAAGACAAGACUGGAGAGAAGUUUCCAUGGAAGUAG